This is a messenger RNA of Aricia agestis (brown argus), 2882 nucleotides long. RefSeq names its product nephrin-like. The transcript has 17 exons. The coding region runs from base 434 to 2845 and encodes 803 amino acids. The record is from RefSeq and is a predicted model, not a curated record. NCBI's taxonomy places the organism in Eukaryota, Metazoa, Arthropoda, Insecta, Lepidoptera, Lycaenidae.
GGCGCGCGCGCGCGUGUAUAGUGGCAAAAUGGCGGCGUUCGAAUUUUGAAAUUUUCAUUUUGUCUGUGAAAAUUACUGUAAAGUAACGGUGUUAUUGUGAAUUUGUGAAUAACAAUGGAUUUUAUUGUGCUUUUAGAACAUACCGAGUUCCGGUCGUAUACGGAGGGAGUGAAAAAAUAAGUUGGCACACAUCCAAACAUUAUGACACUUUGGAAUUGAUAAAAAUAGUAUUGGAAGAUGAAUUUCGAAAUACGGCCAGUUAAACUUUAAAGUGUCAGAUGUUUUAAAUUUACUUUUACGAUUCGAUAAUCGAGUGUGCGACGAGUGUUUACGAAGUUAUCGAUAAAUCGUAGUGCUGCAGCUUCAUAAGAUAUGUGUGAAAAAAUAAAUUCCAAUAGUGAUGUGAUAUUUAUCCGGAAACCGGAUAUAUACGAUGACGAACCGUUCGAGUGUUCUGGUGGUGGCGGUGCUGAUGCUCAUAAGAACAAGCGAGGAGAUCAUAGAGUCAAGUGUAAUCCAGGUGUGGUCGGCGCCUGGCGGGGAAACCAGCCUGCCCUGUGACCUGGUGUCGUCCGUCCACGACGUCGCCAUGAUGAUGUGGUUCAAAGAUGGCGACAGGAUGCCUAUAUACACGGUAGACUUCAGGAACGGUCCACCAGUGCAUUGGGCCGUCGCGGGCGAGUUCGGUGCGCGUGCACACUUUGUGCUGAACGAGUCAGAUCCCUCGUCGGCUCAUCUCGCCGUGGAGCAGGUCGCGAGAUAUGACGAGGGGCUGUACCGAUGUCGGAUAGACUAUAUCGACUCCCCGACUAGGAAUUAUAAAGUUAAUUUGACUGUUAUUGUCCCACCCGACGCUCCUCGAAUAUACGACUCUGAGGGGAAGGAAAUAGUGGGCUCCGUAGCCGGGCCUUUUCGGGAAGGCCAAGAACUACUUCUCUCCUGCCAAGCCUCUGGCGGGAAGCCCCCGCCUGACGUUUCGUGGUAUCGGGGCGAGGAUCGCCUGGCCGUGACCAAAGAUGGAUCGGUGUGUCAACUUCAUCUGCCUUCGCUAUCAAGAGAGAUGGCCGGCACGAAGUUACAGUGUAGAGUCCAACCGCCGCUCCUUAGACCGCAGUUCAGAGACGUCACUAUUAAAUUGUACCUGAAACCCCAGUUCGUCCGCGUGUCUGGCGGCGGGGCGACCCGCGCCGGCCACGAGCGGUCGUUCGUCUGCACGACCCGCGGCUCCAAACCGCCCCCCAACAUCGACUGGUUCAUUAAUUCACAACGGAUCGACUCCACACUAACGCAGGUGGAAGUUGAUGGGGAGGUGACUAAGAGUAUUCUGACAUGGCGCGUCAGGAGAGAAGAUAGCGGGAGAUCUCUCGUCUGCAGAGUCUCCAACCCGUGGUUUCCAGCUUACACCCUAGAAGACGUACUGACAUUGGAAGUUCUUUAUGCACCGUUUACUCAGAUAUCUCUGAUAGAACCCAAAGACCCGCACUUGCUGCGAGAGGACGAAGACGCCGAGCUCCUGUGCUCCGCUGAUGCUGCACCACCAUCAUUCAAUUUCACCUUUUACAAAGGAAUAGAGGACCAUUUAGUCCGGGACGACCCUAUAGGAGGUAUAUCGGUGGAAGGCAACAAGCUAGUCCUGAAGAGUUUGAGGCGGUACCACUCGGCGAGGUACCGGUGCCGGGCCUGGAACUCGGAGGGCAGCGGCCUGAGCGAGCCCUUGUCCCUUAAUAUCUUAUCCCGGCCUGAGUGCUCAGCCGGUACGGUGGUGCAGCAGCUCGCUGGCGCGCCGGGCGGGGAGGUGCGCGCGCGCUGCUCGGUCACAGCCCCCUCUACACGAGACGCCGGUCCGCUGCGCUUCUACUGGACUUACAAUGGGACCAAAGAUGUGUUGCCUAUACCAGCGUCCAAUGUGACUGUCAUGGGGUCUACGAGUACCGUGAUUCAUGGUCUGCCGUUCCCUGACGGUGAUGAUGAUGACCUGGGCUGGCUCGCGUGCUGGGCCAGCAACGACAUAGGGAACCAGCGAGAGCCAUGUUUGUUCAGGAUUAUGCCCGCGGCGCUACCUGAACCGCCCAGCAACUGUAUAGUCGAGGACCAAUAUCUACACUGCGAGCCGGGCCACGAUGGAGGUUUACCCCAACGAUUCAUCCUCGAGGCGUUGGAGGUACGCCACCUCGACUCCGUGCGAGAUGAGUCCACCAUGAACGACCAGGGCAUAUCCGGGCGAGGCCUGUCGGAGGCGGUGUACAGAGCGAGUAACGACGCAGUUCCUCAGUUCGCUCUAGACGCGUUAUCUCCGGGCCGAUACACGUUCCUGGUUUACUCGGAGACGCCGCGCGGAAGGUCGCAGCAUCCCGCCGCCUUGCAUAGCGUUCCGAUACGAACUGUGGACGAUAUGGAUAGACCAGGAUCCCUUCAGACGAUGACGCCGACUCCGCCGCUGCCCGCUGCUAAUGACAGCACAACUUUGCUAAUAGGAGCAGCUUUGUCGCUAGUCUUUUUAACAGUUCUAGCUACAUUUUGUAUAGCACUCGUUAUUAUGUGUCGGAAAAGAGGACAUUCACAUACAGAUCCGGAUCAAACGGCAAUAAUGCGUCGUAACGUUGGCGUGUCGAUGUACAGCGGGUCGACAUUGUCUCAGAGCAUCAUGCCGACCGUCGUGGUGAGGGGUCACCGAGGCUCGCGCGUGCUGGCGGCGCGUUGGUCCGGCGUGCUGGAGGACUCGCCGCUCGCCGUACUGGCGUUGGACACUAGGGCUCAUGCUGAGACGGACUGUGGACACAGCGAUUUCGAGCAGCAGGAAACUGAACUCAGUGGGAACCAUGACGAGCUAUUGCUGGAUACGUAAAAGAAUUUUUACUCUUUGCAAUUUAUAAGCCUUUAGC